CCCUCACGCUCAUUCCACUCUCCCUCUCUCACUUCCUUUUCUCAUGUCUCUGCACAAUAUAUAGCUAUGUACGUUUGCAUAUAAGCCUCUGCUCAUUCACUGCCAUUUCGCCUUCUCUCCUCCCUCUCCCUCUCUGUUCUCCCCGCGCAUUUCUCUCUCCGGGUCACCACCGCCUCCCUUCUCCGAUAGUCUGGCCCCGGCCUCCGAUCAGUGAAAGCUCCACCGCGAUUUCGAGGAGCAGACCAGGGAUAUAUAUAAAUGGAAUGGAAAGCAUGUGAGAAGGACUCGGUGGUGACGCAGAUCAGUAUCGGUGGGUUUGACCACCAUGUGCGAGCUAACGAUCUGCUUGACUUCUUGGAAGAUGAAAUUGGCACGGUUUACAGGUGUCGUCUGAAGACUUCCUGGACGCCUCCAGAAUCUUAUCCUGAUUUUUCCAUCACAAACAUCGGGAAAAUUCAGUUACUAGAUGAGUACAGGAAGGUGGAACCUCAUGCAUUCGUUCAUUUCGCAAUGCCUGAGUCAGCAGCUUCUGCCAUUGCUGAUGCAAAGCGCGGGGUCCUAAAUAUGGGUGGCAAGCCCUUGAAGGUUAGCUUGGGGCCUGAAAGCCCGUUCCAUAUGAAUCAGAGGAGGAGGACUACUACUCCUUUCAAGUUUUCUGAUGUGACUGUUGAAAUCGGAACCUUGAUUAGCCCUGAAGAAUUCUGGGCCGCUUGGAGAGGACCACUUUCUGGGGUCGAAUUCUUCGUGGACCCAUUCGAUGCUACAUGUAAAUUCUGCUUCACGAGAGAUACGGUCUUCUCUUUCAAGGACACAUCCGAUUGUGCAGUCAUAAAGUGCGACCUGAAGAUGGAAUUUUUGGUCAGAGACAUAAAUGAAAUCAGGCAGUAUGCAGACUCUUCCCGUCUUGUGAUUCUACUGCAGCUGGCCUCAUCUCCUCGGCUUUAUUACAGAACUGCUGACGAUGAUAUUGAUGUCACAGUGCCAUUUGAUUUAUUGGAUGAUGAUGAUCCUUGGAUCAGAACAACUGAUUUCACACCAAGUGGUGCCAUCGGUCGGUGCAAUUGUUAUAGGAUCUCGAUUUCACCACGCCAUGGACUGAAAUUGCAGAAAGCCAUGACUUAUCUGAAGGAACGAAGGGUCCAAGAGGUUUGUCUUAGGAGAACCUUGAAUAGCAGUGAUGAGCCGAACUUUGGGGUUCCAUUGGAUGAUGUAUUCUUCUCUGUUGAUCACAAGGAAGGAAUAAGCUUCGAAGUCCUCUACUUGCUGAGUGCUGUUGUUCACAGGAACAUAUUCAACCAGAACCAGCUGUCAGAAUCUCUAUUUGAUUUGCUGAGAGCUCGACCAAAAGAGGUGAAUCUUGCUGCCCUGAGGCACAUCUGCUCUUAUAAAAGGCCUGUUUUUGAUGCAUACAAGAGGCUGAAACUUGUUCAAGAAUGGCUUCUCAAGAACCCAAAGCUUGUAAAAAGUGCUAACCAGUCGGAUGACGUCAUUGCAGUCGGGAGGGUAGUUAUUACCCCUACUAAGGCAUAUUGUCUUCCUCCGGAAGCGGAGCUCUCGAACCGGGUCCUCAGGAAUUACAGGCCCUUUGAGAACCGGUUCUUGAGGGUAACCUUCAUGGAUGAAGGCUUGCAGACAUUGAACGCUAAUGUACUCAACUACUAUCCUGCCCCCAUAUUGGACAGAACUUCGACCUUCUUCAACCAGAAGACGACAGUCUUCAGGAGGUUGAAGAGCAUCAUGACUAAUGGGUUUUAUCUAUGUGGCCGCAAGUACUCAUUCUUAGCGUUCUCGUCCAAUCAGCUGAGGGAUCGAUCAGCCUGGUUCUUUGCUGAGGAUGCGGAUGUUAAUGUGCUUAAGAUAAAAAAAUGGAUGGGCAAAUUCAAUCAUAAUAAUGUUGCUAAAUGUGCUGCAAGAAUGGGUCAGUGCUUCUCAUCGACUUAUGCAACCGUGGAAGUUCCACCAUCACAGGUGAAUCCUGAACUUCCCGAUAUCGAAAGAAAUGGUUAUUGUUUCUCUGAUGGUAUCGGUAUGAUUACCCCUGAUCUUGCAAGAGAAGUGGCUGAGAAACUGAAACUGGAAGUUAGCAGCCCUUCUGCUUAUCAGAUUAGAUACGGGGGCUAUAAAGGUGUGGUUGCUUGUUGGCCAGGCAAAGAUGAUGGCAUUCGACUCUAUCUGCGGAAGAGCAUGAAUAAAUUUAUGUCUGAACACACAACACUGGAAAUAUGUUCCUGGACGAGGUUCCAGCCCGGUUUUCUCAACAGGCAGAUUGUGACUUUGCUUUCGACAUUAAAGGUUCCCGAUGAGAUAUUCUGGAAGAUGCAGCACAGGAUGAUUACUAAGCUGGAUCAGAUGCUCUUGGACGCCGAUGUUGCAUUUGAUGUUCUCAUGUCUUCCUGUGCGGAGCAUGGAAACACAGCUGCCUUAAUGCUGAGUGCGGGCUUUCGGCCCCAGUCCGAGCCUCACCUUCGAGGCAUGCUUACUUGUGUCAGAGCUGCACAACUCUGGGGCCUAAGGGAGAAGGCCCGAAUCUUUGUUCCUGAUGGGAGAUGGCUUAUGGGCUGUUUUGAUGAACUUGGGGUACUCGAGCACGGCCAAUGCUUUAUUCAGGUCUCUAGGCCCGCCCUUGAGAAUUGCUUUGUAAAGCAUGGUUCAAGGUUCUCGGAAACGAAGAACUUGCAAGUGGUUAAAGGGUACGUUGUGGUUGCUAAGAAUCCCUGCCUUCACCCUGGUGAUAUAAGGAUUCUUGAAGCGGUAGAUGCUCCUGCAUUAUCCCAUUUGUAUGAUUGCCUUGUAUUUCCUCAGAAUGGGGAGAGACCUCAUGCAAAUGAGGCAUCCGGCAGUGACCUUGAUGGAGACCUUUAUUUUGUUACAUGGGAUGAGAAUCUCAUUCCACCAAGCAAGAAGAGCUGGACUCCGAUGCAGUAUGAGCCUGCUGAAGCGAAAAAGCUCGCUCGUGGAGUUACUCAUGAGGACAUUAUUAACUUCUUCGUCCAACACAUUCUGAACGAGAACCUUGGCGCGAUCUGCAACGCCCAUGUGGUGCAUGCAGACCGAAGUGAACAGGGCGCCUUGGAUGAGAACUGCCUUCUACUGGCGGAGAAGGCUGCUCUCGCUGUUGACUUCCCAAAGACUGGAAAACUCGUUAGUAUGCCUCCUAGCCUCAAACCUAAGCUGUACCCCGACUUCAUGGGUAAGGAAGAGUUUCAGACUUACAAGUCGAAAAAGAUUCUUGGGAGGCUCUACCGACAGAUAAAGGAUGCAUAUGAUGGAGAUGCCGUCAUGGGUAAUGAAUCAACCUGUGCCCCCGAGGAGAUUCCUUAUGAUUUAAGUCUCGAGGUCCCAGGAUCGGAGUACUUUAUCCCCGAGGCAUGGGAUAAGAAGUGUUCUUAUGAUGGGCAGCUCAGUGGCCUCUUAGGGCAAUACAAGGUGACCCGAGAGGAGGAGAUAGUAACUGGACAUGUCUGGUCCAUGCCGAAGUACAGCAGCCGAAAGCAGGGGGAGCUGAAGGAGCGGCUCAAACAUUCCUAUUCUGCCUUAAGGAAGGAGUUUAGGCAAGUCUUCGAGACUAUGUCCUCAGGCUUUGAGGACUUGAGUGAAGAAGAAAGGAACAAGAUGUUUGAGCAGAAGGCAUCUGCCUGGUACCAGGUCUCUUACCAUCCCAAGUGGGUCAAGAAGUCACUAGAUCUGCAGGAGCCUGAAGCCGAAGGAGGCAGCCCCACCGUGAUGCUGAGUUUCGCUUGGAUCGCAGCAGAUUACCUUGCCCGCAUCAAGAUUCGGGCCCGAGAAAUCCAGAAUGUGGACUUAAAGAAGCCCGUGAACUCUCUGGCAGGCUACCUCGCAGAUCGAGUGUGAGGGUCAAGGUCAAUCCCGUGCGGCUGUCAGGGAAGAAUAACGUUCGGUUGCAAGACCACUCUGCCACACCAUACCCAAAGCAACUUGCUGUAUAUCUGGUAAUUAUGAGUAGCUGCUGUCAUCCUCAAUUUUGGAGGAGUUGGCAGUGUUCCUGAAGAUUUGUGUAUUUUUAUUAUAAGCCUUAUUAUUCCCGGAUUUGCUCCGCCAAUAUAUCAAAGUCUUAUUCAUAAUUGAACUUUAGAGAUUC
Molecule: messenger RNA, 4099 nt
Organism: Punica granatum (pomegranate)
Lineage: Eukaryota; Viridiplantae; Streptophyta; Magnoliopsida; Myrtales; Lythraceae
Source: RefSeq, a predicted model, not a curated record